Molecule: messenger RNA, 1591 nt
Organism: Drosophila rhopaloa
Lineage: Eukaryota; Metazoa; Arthropoda; Insecta; Diptera; Drosophilidae
Gene: Maf1
Product: repressor of RNA polymerase III transcription MAF1 homolog
Exons: 4
Coding region: 638-1321 (227 amino acids)
Biological process (GO): negative regulation of transcription by RNA polymerase III
Cellular component (GO): nucleus
Molecular function (GO): RNA polymerase III core binding
Source: RefSeq, a predicted model, not a curated record
UCUUAAAAACGAAAGAACGAAUUAAUGUGCAAAUUUUUUCAAUAGUGGUUAUAAAAAAGUCCCUUUCCUCAAUUUACGUAUACAUUGCUUAAUAAUUAGUCAUUUAGUGGGCUCUAUACAUUUUUACUUUAUUAAUAAAGCCUACUCGUCUAUAUUAAACAAAAAAACAUUUAGUUUGCAUUUACACAUUCAUACGCACAUAUGUUAAGAUAUUCAUUUUAAAUUAAUGCAGAUGUAUGUAUGCAUACACACAGCAAUUGAAAAGUACUUCAUUUAAAAAUAAAAGUAGCUAAUCUAUUUUAAAAAAGUCCCAUAUUAUCAAAGUUAAAAACAAUUAUUAAAAAAUCAAGAAGAAGACAGAUUAUGUAUCCAUAUAAUCAUAAAAUCAAUUAAAGAUAAUAAAUUUGAGGACAUAAACUAUCAAAUUGACAACACAAGAACCAUGCUCAGACAAGUUAAGCCACAUCAAGUGAUUGUUUAUAUAUUUAAAAAGCAUUUAAAUAAAACAAGAAUUAUUAAAGUUCAACAUUUCUUAAGAAGACAUAUGUCUAUCAAAAAUUAAUUCGUUGAAAAAUUUUCAAAGUUACUUCGUGCAACUUGGGGGUCUAUUCGUGUUAAUACAAUUAUCUUAAAAAUCAUGAAGUUACUGGAGAGUUCACGUUUCGAGGCAAUCAACAACGCACUUUCUAUACAAACAAGCGGUAUCACUAUCUUCGGGCGCAUAGAAAGUUACUCAUGCAAAAUGGUGGCAGCUGAGAAAGUAUUGUAUAAACGAUUCACAGCAGAUACUCAUGGACACGACCUUCAGGCGCUAUCACCACCCCAAACCUUGACUGACUUUUCCCCUAACUUUCGCCGAAACAACAGCCAGUCUGGAGAUGAAGGAAUAACUCUUUGUGAUACCAUCUCCAGAAAGACAUUGUUUUAUCUAAUUGCUACAUUAAACGCGUCGUUCGAGCCGGAUUACGAUUUUUCUGACGCUAAGUCCCAUGAAUUUAGCAAAGAGCCUUCAUUACAAUGGGUUAUGAAUUCAAUUCAUUCAAAUCUAUCCGCAUUAGCGGGAGAUCAAUAUCAAGUUUUACGCCAGCCAUUAUGGUCUGCCGUUGAUGACGAAGUAAAUUUAUCGGAAUGUGACAUAUACAGUUAUAAUCCAGAUCUGAGUAGCGAUCCUUUUGGAGAACCAGGCUGUUUGUGGUCGUUUAAUUAUUUCUUUUACAACAAAAAAUUAAAACGUAUUGUAUUUUUUACAAGUCGAGCAGUAAAUUCCCUUUAUGCUUGUGAAACCUCGGACUUUUCGAUGGAAGAAGAGGAUGUUUAUUGAGAAUGAGCUAUCGCUUAUGUACAACGUUUUUUAAUCAAAUUCGGAUGUUAAACUGUUAUCGACUGUUGCCCAAACUCUCUGCUUAUGUGUAGCUUCUAACGCUUAUCUAAAUAACGUACAUACAUAUUAUUAUAAUUUGAAUAGCGAAAUCUACUUUAUAUGAUCAGCAAAAAUUGUAAUAUAAGAAGAAACAGUAACUAUAAGAAUGGUAAUGCAAUUUUAUAUAAAAAAAUAAAUAGGUUCGUUCUGACUAAGUCUGGCUAUCCUCAA